CUAUCAAGAUUUAUUUGUUCAGAACUUUUCCCAAUUGUCAACAAGUUCUUGCAAGCUACAGCAUUACGAGAUGGAUGAUAUUGAUUUGGUGUGUCUCCCUCUUACGCUACGUGAAUCUGCUGGUGAUGAUAUAAUUGAGGAUGAUGAUGAGCUUAUUAGCUGUAAUACUACUAUGUCUACAAUUCCAGCUAAUUAUAAUAUUAAAUAUUUUGAUCAUCGAUUUAAGGAGGAAAGAAUUUAUUCCCUUCAAAUUUUAAAUAAGCACAAUUUGGAUUGGAAGAUUCUGCAGAAAAAAAUAAUGUUUGCCGAAAGGGGUUACUUCUAUGAUGAAUUCCUGCCAAAUUAUUUAACUUUAUUCUGCUGCGGUGGCAUGAUCAAGAUUAAAGACUUGAAAAGUAAUUAUGAAAGAAAGCAACUGGCAACGAAUAAUAGACAAAAUCUUAACCACCAUUAUUCUGGCUGUCUAUUUUAUGAGCUAUGUGCUAAUAAAAAUCAGCUGUGUGAAGCCACUUUCCCAGUAAGGAUGUGCGGGCUAUGUCAAGUAAGCGAAGCAUCUUUUUAUACUGGUUGUUGCAAGAAAACAAUGUUUGCCUGUGGUCAUUGUUUAUGGGAGGAGCUAAUGUCAAAGUUUGACAUCAAUAUCAACAAAGUGUGCAGAGCAAUGGAUGACUUCCCAAGACAUCAAAAAGUAGAAAGUUGUAAUUUAAAGGCUAUUGGAAAUUUACUCUGUCCAUUUUGCUCCAAAACAUUUUUAUACAGCAGAGUCAACUAAAAAAUCAUUUUAAAUGUACAGUAGGGGUAGAGGGCAGAUUUUCUCAAAUAUUCAGUGCAGUUGUAUUUGCUUAAAAUGAACCACAAAUUGAUAUUAAAAGAAAUGCAGGGAUGUUUGAGAAAUUCUGCCCUCUUUAAAAAAAAAGUUUUUUUUUGUUUCUUUAAAGGAUGGGUUUUGUUUUUCUACAGAAAAAUCUAUUUUAUUAUAGGAAAUGUGCAACUUUUCUCUCUGGCCUAUAUAUUUCAACCCAUUGCUAGAUGUUGUGCAAAAAGCACACUUAAAAAAUUUUUUAAAAUCCAUCUAUCUGUUCUAAAAGAAAGAGGUUUUUUCAUUUUUAAAAAAUUAGUUAUUGAGAAAUCUUCAAAAAUAUUAGGAAGGGAUUUGUUUAUUUUUUUCCGUAUGAUACCCGGAAUUCUAUUGAAUACAGAGAAUAGGUUCAAUGCCAUCCUGCCUGCAUGUCGUAGGAGGCGACUAAAUGGCAGGUUAUGCAAGAGGGUUACAGGCUGAAACCCAUGCAUGUAAAACAAAAUGCAUCAAUGACAACUUUAUGUCAGUUGUAAAGGAGGCUGGGUAUUGUUCAAUGCCAGUGCCAUAAAAACAGACACACUGCCCUGUCUGCUCUAUUAAUGGCCUGGUCAAUGAUAAAGGUUGUUUUUUUUUUAUCUGCCUGUUAACAAGACGGCAGUCUACAAGCAGCAAAUUGACACAUUCAAAUGGUUUUACUUUUUUUAAAAAAAACGUAUAUAAAUAUUUUUUACUUCUAGGUUAGCAAUAACCUAUAUAAGAACAAAGUCAAUAAAAAUUUAAAAUAUUUAUGUACGUUUAUUUUCUACAAGUGAAACUACUUCAUUGUGUUUUAGACUGCUCCCUGCUAAGUACUGUAACAUCUUCUUUAUCAGCCUAAUGCUACAAAUUGUAGGCUUUAAAAUAAAAUUGUAAAACUAACAUCUUUAAGGCGGAUAUGUCUUUUCAAAGAUUUCGUUAAAAGUUUAUGGUGAAAGUUUUAUCUAUGAAAAACUCAAAAUAGUUAGAUCCCAUUACAAUUAAAGGGCCUAUCGUUUUCAAAUCUGGUAUGUUUUUAAUUUUUUUUUAAAUAAUUUUGAACCAGUGUUCUGUCAGCUUUUCAUUCAUAACACUUUUUAUUACCAGUUUAAAACAUACAAUUUUAAUAGACAAAUUAACAAUUUUGUAUAGGCCUACUAGAAGUUGCAGCACUUGUAUUCCAUAUUUUUAACUUAACCUUGAGCUUUACUUAAAGCUUCUAUGAUUAUGUACAUAUUUUGAUUCAAUUUUAUUUUUUCAAUUAUCUUUUUAUUCAAUUUUUAUUUUAUUUUUAUUGAUAAAAGCAAAGCAUGACACUAUUAGCUGAAAUAUGUUAAUUUUAAUUUUUAAAAGAUCAUGUUUUAAUUAACAAGUCCUAAAUGGUAUUUUCUAGAGCUCUGACCAGAGUUUCUUUCAGGCAUCUUUUCCAGUGGAACUACCUCCCCCUCUUUCCCUAAAGCACAUCUACCAUCCUUGGGGGGAAAAAAAACCCAGCCCCUCCCAUUUUGUAAAAGAUGAUCAAAUACUCAAGAAAGUAUACAAUUUUUACUAAAGCUUCUAAAAGUUAUCUGAAGAAAGUAUGCCUUGUAUACUCUACAUUGAAUAGCUUCUACUUAUUUUCUCACCCACUUUCAUUUGAUAUAUCUUUGGAAAUAAUUUACCCCAUUAUUUGAUCUCAAUGAUACAUUAUUUCUGGGGGAGUAAAUACAAAUAGACUGUGCUUUUUAUACAUUUCAUCUUCAAUAGAACUGCUAGCUCUAUUCUUCUGUCUUUCGUCUAUCAUUUUUUUCUUUUUGUCUCUCUUUACAAAGUAUCAGAGUUUAUAUCUUUACUUAAAUCAAUUCUCUGAAAUUGAAUUCAGGUCAUGUCAUUCCAGCAGCUUUAUAUUCCCUUGCAAGUGAUCUUCAUAUAGGGUUCCUGCUUCUUGUACUUCAAGUUUCUGUACCUUUAACUUUAUCAAGAGCUGUUAUUUUGGUUGAUUAGCAUCCUCAGGAAUUUCAUGAGCUCUUGUCAUAUUGUUCUAUAGAGAAUCACCUUCAUAAAUUCUGUCAUAUUGUUCUAUAGAGAAUCACCUUCAUAAAUUCUGUCAUAUUGUUCUAUAGAGAAUCACCUUCAUAAAUUCUGUCAUAUUGUUCUAUAGAGAAUCACCUUCAUAAAUUCUGUCAAAUUGUUCUAUAGAGAAUCACCUUCAUAAAUUCUGUCAUAUUGUUCUAUAGAGAAUCACCUUCAUAAAUUCUGUCAUAUUGUUCUAUAGAGAGUCACCUUCAUAGAGUAAUUAUUUUCACUAAGUAAUUCCCCAAUUAGUUGAUUAGCCUAAUGUUUAAUUAAAGCCUUCUGUAAACUUUUCUUGCUUCAGUUCUAUCUGCCAUGACAAAGACAAAUAUGAUUAUACCAUUGCUUAUAUGUCUUUACUUUUUUAUUACACUUGGAUCUAGUAUCCAUUGUAAAUAGCUUUUGGUGUGUUUUUUAAUAUUAGUUUUCUUUUAUUUUUUUAAAUUUUAUUUUAUCCAGAUAUUUUAUUUAUGUGGAGUUUACAUUCCAAAUCAUGUUUUUGUAGAACCUAAAAAGACUAAUUUAAUUUAAAGAUAAUAAUUGAGUUUAAAAGACUAAAUUUAUUUACAACAACUUUUUUCACAUUUAUGAUUGGGGUUGUUCAUAAAUGACAUCACACAAUUUCUGUUGAUUUGCUUGAUGUCCACUUAAAAACACAGACACCCCUACCCAAACAAUACAAUAAAUUCUCUUAUUUCUAUCUCUUCAACUAACAAAACAACAUUCUAAAGACUUUUAAAACUUUUUCCAACAUUUUUUAAGGAACACAAAACAUGCUACAUCAUUCUUAUUAAGAAAGACAAAAUAUACUACAACACACUUAUUAAGAAACACAAAAUAUACUACAUCACACUUAUUAAGGAACACAAAAUAUACUACAUCACACUUAUUAAGGACACAAAACAUGCUACAUCACACUUAUUAAGGAACACAAAAUAUACUACAUCACACUUAUUAUGGAACACAAAACAUGCUACAUAAAUUUUCUAAGGAAUACAAAACAUGCUACAUCAUCAGUUUUACCACCCCACCCACCUAACUUGUGUGAUUCAAGUAUGGACGGCCCCUUGAAAGUAACAGACAGUAGAUAUUAAUGUAAAAUUUUUAUUUUAGUAGUAAUUUGGAAUUCUACAAUAUUAAAAAGCAUUGUUUAUACAUUGUUUAUACCAUUUUACAAUGUUUACUUUAGGUAAAUUAAAUUAUUUAAAAGUAUUUUGAGAAAGUUGAUUAAAGUUAAAAAACAGUUAAAAUGAAAUGAUGAAAAGGAAUUUUAUUUACAAAAAUCUAUAUCUACAUUGAAAGAAUGUAACUUUUUUAAUUCUAUUUUUUUCAUGUUGUUUUUAUGCUUUUUUUUAUCAUUUAAAAACAUUCCUGUUAUUUUAUUCCAAGCAAAGUUGUUUUUUUAAAUGACAUCUUAAAUACAUGUGUUUUUCAAUUAUAAAUUGUAAGGAAUUGUGAAAUGCUUAGCACAACCAGAUUUUUAAAAAAAAAAGUUUGUUUUUUAAAUUAAAAAAAAGCAUUUUUAGAUUAUUUUUGUACACAAAAAAAAAAUGUGUCUACCAUCCUUUAAUUCAAAGAAAGAGCACAGAAAAUGAAAUGUUGCUUAAAUUAUUUUUAAUGAAAUAAAACAGGAAUAUAAAAUAUG
This is a messenger RNA of Physella acuta, 4511 nucleotides long. RefSeq lists its product as uncharacterized. The record is from RefSeq and is a predicted model, not a curated record. Lineage: Eukaryota; Metazoa; Mollusca; Gastropoda; Physidae.